AAGUUCCCCACAACUCUCUGGGACUGCAGCAGGCACACAAGCAUAGUUUGGGAGCCCUCACAGCUAUUUUUAAGCCUGGCAACAGCACAAUGUUUAGCUGCAACCCGACGCUGUGUGCCUAGUCACGCUGCAUUUGAGUUAGAGUUGAACUGCCCCUGACAAAACCACAAAACAUCAAGCAGGCAUGUCCGCACAAGGGCUCGUGCCCUCCGUUGUGCCCGACCUGGACUCUUGCACGUGCAGAGACUGGAUGAUACACGGACAACAAAAAGACACAUUAGAAAAGAUGCCAGACCGGACUCCAGCAGGAGGUGUCGAGGAUGAAUCCGAUGAAUCGGAGGAACCCGAGCUUCCACCAGCAGUCAUACGGAGGAAGGUAUCAUUCGCCGAUGCCUUCGGCCUGGACUUGGUCUCCGUGAAGGAGUACGACAACAGAGAUUCAUCAGGUCCGAGUAAUUUGGCGAGAUUGCUGGGAGCGGAGGGCAAAGUUGUUGAAGAGUAUUACCUGUCCUGUCCCUUCACCUGCCCAGCUUCUGACCAGGAGCUGCGAAUGAGACUUCAGGACCAGAAGCUGGAGCUGGAGAGCAUCGAACUGCUCCCCGGAUCCACCACCAUCCGGGGAAUCGUCCGUGUUCUUAACCUUUGUUUCCAUAAGGCCGUCUAUGUCCACACCACACUGGACGGUUGGCAGAGCCAUUUCGACCUGCUUGCGGAGUACGUGCCCGGUUCCAGCGACGGAGAAACGGAUCGUUUUUCUUUCCGGCUCAUGUUGACACCUCCUUUCGAGGCCGAAGGGACGCGGGUAGAGUUCUGCCUAAGGUACGAAAGCCAGGCUGGGACCUUUUGGGCCAACAACAGAGGGACGAACUACAUUGUGUUCUGCCAUCAAAGAUGGAGGACUGAAAUGAAAGAAAACGAGAAAGAGAGAGAAAGGGAGAAGUUAAUAGAGGAGAAUAACAACAAAGGCAUCAGGAGCUGUCUAAAAACAAACAGUAAAGUCAUCUGUACAGAGACGACACCCACAGAGAUGAGUAGGGAGAUCUCAGAACAAGUUGCUCCGUGGACCACACGUACCAAGGAAAGCACAGCUGAGAAAAUACCAGAAAUUGCUUCCCCCAAAUCCCUUAAGGACUUUUGCACACCUCUGGUGGAUCGUCGCAGGAAACGCAGAACUGCGCGUUUGGUCCACAUGCAGGACUGUUUCUCUCAAAAACAGACGGAACCUAAGCUAGUCAAUUUUUCUCACACAAUUGAAGGUACUAGAGAUUGGUCCACCCCAAAGCUGAAUAUACCUAACAUAGAAGAUGUGCCGAUUGUCCAAAGCAGACACAAUAUGGACACGCCACCAAUACUAACGUUCCACCAGAUCCCUUUACUUUCUUUGGACUGGGGUGAUAAAACGACAUCACCUGCCUAUGCAAAACCUCAUGAUGUCUGCGAUGAAACAAACCGGGAGAACCAUCUGGAUGAAGAUCACACCACAUCGGCUUGUCAGGCCUGGGAGGCUUUUCUGAGCAGUGAUGAUACGAAACGCGCUGACAGAGAUACGCAGGACCAAGAGAGCAUUCUUUGCUUGGUUAGAGAAACGCAUCAAUCCUUGAACACUUGCAAAAGAUCUGUUGACUCAAGUGCCUGGGAAAUACUACAAUCUUCCCCUACUGAGACAUCAAAAGACUGGGGCUUUGGUCCUUUUAAAGAUUACCAACAUCGAGAAGAGUCGAGGUUCAUAACAAGUGCUUCUUGUGAAUCAGAGCCAGAGAAGGAGGAGGGAGUGUUCGAGGAGUUCGGUGACCACCAAACCCAUAAAUACAUAAGCUGCGACAUCACCCUGCCGCAGGAGGAAGCUCAAAGCGCACAUGACCUAAAGACUCCCAAAGGCGUAGAUGGAAUCUCACCUGAGGUAUUCAUGGGCCAUCCUGACACCUCAAACACGCCAGCAAAGGUUAAAGAAAACACACGCAGGGCGGUCAACGACACCCUGACAUUUACAAGGAUCAGAGACGAGCCGUUCACAGAUAGACAGACAGAGGGAUCUUCUGAAAAGCUAGAUCUAAAUAAAGCCAGCAAGCUUGAUAGCGGUGAACAGGUGGAAAGUGAGUUUUAUAGAGGGCUACGAGGAGAAGAAAUGGAAAGCGUUCAAAAAGAAACACAGAAUUGCUUGUGGUGUGAAAGUCUGGGGUUUAAAGAGAGCAAUUUAUGUACGCUGAACAUAAAUGUUAACAAUUCAGAGCCACAAAAAGAUGAAGAGAAGCAUUUUGAGCCCAUACAUGAACCCCAGCGCAUGGACGUUGAAGAUGAACUCCCCACAUUACCUAAAAUUCACCUGUCCUGGGUGGGCAGUGCAUCCAGCAUGGGCAGCAGCAGCAGGUUAUUGUCAUGGUGGAGGGACUUCUGGUCUCUGGGUAAUGUGACCAGAGCUCUCGUCUGUUCAGUCAUUCUGUUUGUGAUCUUUGUAACUGCUUAUCUAUGCGAUCUACCAACAUGCUUGGCCCUCUACCUGUUCUCGCUGUGCUGGUGGUGCAGUCAGGGCAUGAAACAACGUCUGGAUUCGGCAAUUGAUGUGGACUGACGCAGAUGGGAAGAAGCGAUUCUUCUAAGGGCCCAACAUCACUUUUAAAAUUCAAUUCAGAAGGCAUUUUUUCUUUUCAUGUGUGCACAAAUAAAAUUCAUUAGCUUAAAAUGACAUUUGAAGUAGUCUUUCACUAUAACAUUGAUAUUAAACUAUAAGGGUGCAUUCACACUGCAUGUAUGAAGGGAAUCAAUUCAGAUUUUUUUCUUUCAUGUGGCACAAAUCGGAUUUGACCCAGGAAUGGGUAAACGGUUGUGGCUUAAAGGGAUCUUGUGAAAUCUUGCCGGUUGAGUGCUGUUUUCAUCCUAUUCCAACCCCUAAACCUAUUCCUGAACCCAACAUCUUGCGCGAUUUGACCGUAGCUGUAUCCCCUCUAUCCAGAACCCGUGUAAGCAGGAAAAAGCACAUAUUCUCUGAUCUGUUUCAGGCCUCAUUCAUAUGUGGAAAUAAAUCGGAUAUAAAUUGGAUACAUGUAUACAUGUAAGUGGACAGAAUGGAUAUUCCCAUCAAACAACGUUUGCAAAUGACAACAACUCAGGUGGACACCACCCGCAAUCACAUGACUAGCGAUAGAGAGCGAUGGCUCCACUUAGUGGAGUUAUGCCACAUUAUCUCAUGGCAAUUCAUGCGUAUUUUACGAGGUUACUAAUUUGUAUGAAUUCGUACACAUUUGUACAUUUUUGUACAAUUUGCUUUCGCCCCUUUGACUUUGGCUUUAUAUGAUUCACUUGUAAAAGACAUACAAAUUUUCAUAAGAUCAGGGUGUAAUGCUGAAGUUUCAUGUCUUGUUUUGAUCAAAAUCUUGUACUUAAACAUUGUAUAAUCAUUUCAUCUUUGUCCAUUGCAUUCGAAACAUUUUACUUCCUUAGUGGUUUAAGUUGUUUCAGGUCAAUAUGUCUACAUUGAGUUAUUUUGCCAGGUGUUCAUUGUAAAUGCAGAUUUGGAUACUUCAAAAAGAUGACCUAGCGGGUUGUAAAAAAAAAAAUAUUGAUACAGUCAACAAAUCGGAGUUGGCCAUCCAGAUCUGCAGUGUAAAUCCAGCCUAACUGUUUUGACCUGUUUGAAGUCUCAGAUAGUGGAAAAAUUUGAAACCACUUUUAAAACACAACUUUUGUAGCUAUACAGUGCAAAUGUCCACCCACUUUGUUGUUUUUGCAAAGUUUUACUGACCAUUGAUAUUUAUUUUUUGCUCAAUUAUUGAAAAUAUAGGAAAUAUGUACACACACAAAAACAAUAUUUAGUGUGAUGUGUGAUGUCUUGGCACUAAAUACAUCUUGAACUCUUUUAAAGAAACUGAAGUACAAAAGUCAUUAGACUACAAUUAUUAGGGUUUUACAAAUAAUAUAACUUGUGUGAAAUGUUUGUGUGUAAUGUAACGAGAUGUGAAGAAACUGGUACUAUAUGUAGCCUGCAAGGACACACAGAUCAUUUCAUGUCUCUUAGGGUCAUCUGUGAUGGACAUGACAUUUCCUACAAAUCCCGUCAUGUGCCCGUCCCUAAAGAGAGAGAGAGAGAGAGAGAGAGAGAGAGAGAGAGAGAGAGAGAGAGAGAGAUAAAAGACAGUU
Messenger RNA from Paramisgurnus dabryanus, 4134 nucleotides. RefSeq lists its product as uncharacterized. The record is from RefSeq and is a predicted model, not a curated record. Gene Ontology annotation, molecular function: protein phosphatase 1 binding; glycogen binding. Gene Ontology annotation, cellular component: protein phosphatase type 1 complex. Lineage: Eukaryota; Metazoa; Chordata; Actinopteri; Cypriniformes; Cobitidae. Gene Ontology annotation, biological process: regulation of glycogen biosynthetic process.